Molecule: messenger RNA, 1086 nt
Organism: Arctia plantaginis
Lineage: Eukaryota; Metazoa; Arthropoda; Insecta; Lepidoptera; Erebidae
Source: the annotation of a GenBank genome assembly
AUGCUAAAGCGAUCAAGGUCUAUGAAAUCUAACAAGCAAUCUGGUUUACACGAUGAAGAUCAGGAUCCUCCGCCCUACCACACAAGCUGUUCACCUUACCGCAUUUAUUCUGUAAAGAACGUUGACAUCUGCUACGGUUGCAGUUGCAGAUUUCCCGAGGGGCGGCAAAAUAGAGCGGUCAGGGUGUCCUGGGAUCUGUGGCCCACAGGCCGCGACCACAUCAACCCUGUCUUUCUCAAGCUUUCGAAACUCAUUCACCACAAAUGUCAAUUACUUGAAAAGAAGUCCGAGUGCGAUGAGGGCGAGGUGGAUCCUUACACCGGUCAACCGACCACCACUAGCCAGCCGAAACCGCAGAAUCAAAGGCCGGCCUCCCAGGCCACCGGGGGGAGCAUUGGAAGCACUACAUCCGGGGGUCCACCACCGGCUCCAUCUGCAGCAGCCGCCGCUGCUGGGGGGGACUUAUCUUUGAAUUUGCGAGGUGGAUCGCGUGGAACAUCUGCACCUUCAUCACCAGCGAAGUCACGCGAGUCACUGCUCCAACGUGUACAAUCCCUCACGGGUGCAGCUCGCGAUCAAGGCGCCAAUUUACUAGGGAGCGUAACAUCGGUGGCAUCGGUAGGCCGUGGAUACAACCGUGAUCGAUGCGUGACGCUACUGGUCGUUGACGAUCAGAACACCGACUGGUCUAAGUAUUUCCGAGGUCGCCGCCUUCCAGGCGAAUGGGACAUUCGCGUUGAACAAGCCGAGUUUCGGGAAUUGACAGUGACCGCUAAUUCUGACGGUGCUAAUGUGUCUAUGGCCGUUUAUCGCAGCGGCACAAAAGUCACCAGAUGCUUUAAGCCGGACUUCGUGUUGGUUAGACACAAUGUGAGGGACGCUGGCGCUGACUAUCGAGCCUUACUCCUUGGACUUAAGUUUGGAGGAGUACCUUCCAUCAACAGCCUGAAUUCCAUCUACCACUUCCAGGAUCGCCCUUGGGUGUUCGGCCAUCUUCUUCAACUGCAGCGACGUCUUGGUAGAGAAAACUUCCCUCUCAUUGAACAAACUUACUACCACAAUCACACGGAUAUGGUAAGUACAUAG